Penicillium atrosanguineum is the source of this 2718-nucleotide messenger RNA. RefSeq names its product SH3 domain protein. The record is from RefSeq and is a predicted model, not a curated record. Gene Ontology annotation, biological process: protein ubiquitination; ubiquitin-dependent protein catabolic process; mitotic cell cycle checkpoint signaling. Gene Ontology annotation, molecular function: ubiquitin-protein transferase activity; zinc ion binding; protein binding. The coding region runs from base 1 to 2718 and encodes 905 amino acids. Gene Ontology annotation, cellular component: nucleus. NCBI's taxonomy places the organism in Eukaryota, Fungi, Ascomycota, Eurotiomycetes, Eurotiales, Aspergillaceae. The transcript is spliced from 2 exons.
AUGUCUGAAGUCCAAGGUACGGGGUUGGCCGGCCUGGAAAAAGAGCUGGCAUGCUCGAUCUGUACCGAGCUUCUCUACCAGCCUCUUACGCUUCUUGACUGCCUACACACAUUUUGCGGCUCCUGCUUGAAGGAAUGGUUCUCAGCACAAGGAUCACGCAGGCGGCAUUCGGGCUCCGCCCCUCGUUUCACUUGCCCGUCGUGCCGUGCUGAAGUGCGCGAAACCCGCCCAAAUGCUACGGUUACAACUUUGCUAGAUAUGGUUCUAAUGGCCCAUCCAGACCGGGACAGAUCGGCCGAGGAGAAGGAUGAGAUCGCGCAACGAUACAAACCUGGGGAUUCCGUCACACCCCUACCUCAAUCUGAUGAGGAUAGUGAGGAUGAUGAGGAUGAUAGGCGGGUGUUGGAGGAAAUCCGGGAGCUGAGUCUGCGUGAAAAUCGGGCACAGGGAAGAAGGGAAGCUCGACGGGCGGCGCCAGAGCGGACUCGCGAAGGAAGCAGCAACCCAGAGAGACAUGCGGAUGACGGCCGGUCGCAACGACGGCGCGAGGAUGCUUCAGAGCGACAGCGCACGACGCGGCCUCAGGUCGACUCAGAUCGAACCAGACAGGUCGAGCAUCAGUCGAGCUUGCGGUCACUUCUCAGCAUGUCGGAAACACAGACCAUCGAGGAAGAGAUCUUGCAACAGAUCAUUGAGGAAGGGCUACUGGAUGAUAUUGAUUUGGAUAAUGUGGAUCCAACCCAGGAAGAGGAGCUCACCGAGCGUAUUGCGGAUGCGUACCGCCGCAGGCACAUGCGGCAAUCACAUCCUCGGCAAGAGCAAAGACGCAGACAAUCCCCUGAGCGUUCCGCGCGGGGGCACUCGCGAUCGCAGUCAGCCCAGCGACCUACCGAGACCAGCACAACGACCAGAGAUCCAAACGAUCGACGUCCACCGAUCUCGAGGCCACACUUAUUGGACUCUACCACGGCAAGCCCGCCUCAACAUCGACGACGGAACUCAGAGCAAGCCAGUGGGCCACGUCGGACAUCACCUGUCCGAAUAAAUCAAGGGUCUACUUCGGAAGAUGCGAUACGACCUGCUGUGCGAUCAUCCAGCAAUAUGACUGCCGAGCAGACUCGGAGCUCUCAAAAUGGACGAGCAAGAGCCUCGUCAUCAUCAAAUCGACCUAGACGAGCAACUGAGUCGGAUCCCAACAUCUCAGACGUUUGGAUGGGAGCAGGCAGAGAACGAGGACCAUCCAGACAUAUUACCAGUCAAUCCGCGACCAACUCACCGACCUUAAUGUCUUCACCAACCACAGUUACCCACAGCUCCAUACCCAAUGAAAGUGCUGUUUCGAAUCUAUCAUCACCUCUCGUCCCUCCCAGAUCUGAAAGGAGGAACCGCCCAUCCUCGUCGCGAUUGAAUGCCCCUGCUUCCCAAAAUAUUCAAUAUGCCGAGCCGGCUAUCUCCUGCGAUAGCUGUGGAAAGGCGAAUAUCCAAUACGACCUACACAUGAGAUGCCUGAAGUGCAAAGACGGGAACUACCAUCUUUGCUUACGAUGCUAUCGUUCAGGUAAAGGCUGUCUCUUAUGGGAGGGCUUCCGUUCAUCUGCACAGAAAACAUUUGAUCGAGUUCUUGCAUCUUCAAAUCACCGAUCAAUGCAGCCACGUGAGACCAGACAUAUACUCAUCUCAAUUAAAUACGAAAGACCUUCCGAGACGGCCCAUGUUACCACAAGCGGAGACAGACAAAUUACGAACGACAACCCGGCACGCCGUAUGGGAACAGGAUUCUUCUGUGCGAUUUGCCAGUCAUCAGCCAAUGAUUGCUUCUGGAAAUGUGGGCAGUGCAACGAGGGAGACUGGGGCUUUUGCAACCGCUGUGUCAACCAAGGACGAUGCUGCACCCAUCCACUGUUGCCCAUUCGGCGCAUGGCUGGCAGCCCUGCUACAUCUGCCCCGACCACCUCGGGUGAUACCAUCGCCAAUACAUCCGUCUCUUUUGGCAAGGAGAGCUACAAAAUCCUCUCCUUUUCUACUAAGUGCGACAUCUGCACAUAUCCAAUUCCUGCGUCUGUGACCCGUUUCCAUUGCCUGCAAUGCAACGACGGGGACUACGAUGUCUGCACAAACUGCUACCUCAAGCUCGUUGCAACAUCCAAGAUCAGCAAAGAGAACGGCCACAACGGCUGGCGCCGCUGUCUGUCCGGACACCGACUAAUUGUCGUCGGCUUCGACGACAGCAACGAUGGUCAACGACGCGCGAUCGUCCGCGACCUAGUCGGAGGCCACGCCCUUAAAGACGAGCAUGUUAACCGCUCGCCUUCUUCAUCCCCGGCUACCGGUCCAAUCGCCUCUCCGAAGAUUGGCACCGGUGACUGGAGCUGGAAGGAAGGCCAAGAACGUCGCAAAAAGGCUUCUCGUCUGCGAGGGCCCCAUUCCCCCCCAAAUAGCAAUGCCAGCGCUGAUACUGGGACUCAACCCGGAACUCCUACCUCACAACACGCCCCAUCCUUCCGACGCUUCCCGCCUGAUGGAGGUGUUGGGCUAGUCGUCCAUGCUUUGUGGUCUUAUUACCCCGAUGAAGAGGUCCAGGAUGAGCUGUUUUUCCCACGAGGUGCUGAUAUCAAGGAAGUUGAGAAUAUCAACGAUGACUGGUUCUGGGGAUGCUAUGCUGGCCGCACGGGACUGUUCCCUGGAGCGCAUGUUGCUGCCAUUGCGGAGAUUGCAUAG